Messenger RNA from Pelobates cultripes (western spadefoot toad), 28702 nucleotides. The record is from the annotation of a GenBank genome assembly. NCBI's taxonomy places the organism in Eukaryota, Metazoa, Chordata, Amphibia, Anura, Pelobatidae.
AGCAAAUGAGGGGAAGGUGCGCAUGAUCAGCUGUGGAGCAGAUAAGAGCAUCUACUUCCGUACUGCAGACCAGGUACAGAAACCUAAAUAUAAUUGCAGUUAUUUAGUAUUCCAUGAGUUGACAAUGGAAUUAUACCUUUUAGGCCCAGGUUAGUUGAACUUGAAACUUUCUUAGGUUGGACUACUUUUCCAGCUGGAUUAUUAUGGCUUCGUAAUUUCCAACCACUGGAAAUUUUGCACAUCUGUGGUUUCUUAUAGAUGUAUUUAGAAAUUGCAAUGUGUAAAUGUGUGACAAUAGGUGUGCCCCCCCCCCCCCUUAUUGUUAUUUAGGGCCCGCCGCGCAGGGGUGGGGGCCGGAUAGUAGGUUUUUUUUUAAACAGUGAGCAGAUUUUUAUCUCCCUUAUGCAAUUAUGGGGGUCACAUUGACCCCCAUAGAGUGAGGGAGGACAUGGGGGGUUAGGAAGUGGCGGGGAGCACUGCUGCUUCUAUGUUUACAUAUUAUAAGGAGGGAGAUGCGUGCCGGUAGUGCCCUUCUUGUAAUUAUCUGAACGAACAAAUGAACACUGAUAUUCAGUGUUAGUUUGUUCGUCUGAAAUUUCUGUUAAUUCAUUUGUCUUUCUAUAGUGUCCCUUUAAGCAAACUAAUCUUAUUGAUUAAAGUGCCGCUUUAAAACACUUUUACAUUUUUUUAUUUUUAAGUUUGGUGAUGUGACAAAUUUAAACAUGGUGCCUUUUGUUUUUCAGAUUGGAGAAGGCAAUGUCCAUUUUACACGUACACAUCACAUUGUGCGAAAAACUACAUUGUAUGACAUGGAUGUGGACCCAAGCCUGAAGUAUGCUGCCAUUGGUUGUCAAGAUCGCAAUAUUCGGUAUGGUUAGGAUUUUUCAUUUUGGGAAAUAAUCCUGGAUGGACUUUAAAAAAGAAUUUUAAAUAACAUUUUUGAAUGAGGAAGUGAAUAAUACUACUAGUUUGUCUACGUUUGUGUAAUGUUAUGAAUUAAUGUUUGACCCUAAUGCAAUUUUGAGUUUUAUUAUUCCUUUCUUUCAGAAUCUUUAAUAUCAGCAGUGGAAAGCAGAAAAAGCUGUACAAAGGGUCACAGAGUGAAGAUGGAACCCUUAUUAAAGCGAGUAUUCUUGUAUCGUCUGUACUUUUGACAGAACCAUAAAAGUUUUUCUUGAGAACAUCUGGAAGCAGUCAAUCUUUCUAUGAUUUAAGACAUGCCAAAUGUAAAACCCAUAGCCUUUCCAACACUUUGUAAAUCUUAUUGUUACAUCCCCAGUGUUUUGGUUUCUAACACAGUGGUUCCUAAACUUUUUAGGUUCAAGGCGCCCUUAAUAUUUUUCCAAGGCGCCCCAAGUCAAAACAUUUUCUAGGUUGUAUAUAUGUACAGCGCAGCGGCAUAUACCGGGCCCCUGUUCGUCAGAAAUGCUUGCCGUUUAAGUGCAGAUCCAGAACCUAAUCUUGGAAGGAGCACUGGUAGAUUAUUUAAAGAAACAAUCCAGGCACAAAAACCACUACAGCAUUUUGUAGUGGUUAUGGUGCCAGUAUGCCAUAGUGCUCUCCCAGAGUUUAAGAGCAGUUUGACAAGUUACCUGGGAUCUGCCGGGAUAGGGUCUUUACAAGGGGAUAGGUGCAGUAAUGUGUGUGAGGGGUGCAACAUGUGUGUGUGAGGGGUGCAGUGUAUGUGUGUGUGUGUGUGUGAGGGGUGCAGUGUAUGUGUGUGUGUGUGUGUGUGAGAGGUGCAGUGUAUGUAUGUGUGUGUGUGAGGGGGGAGCAGUGUGUGUGUGUGAGGGGGAUGUAGUGUGUGUGGGGUGCGGGGUGUGUGUUUGGGGUGCAGUAUGUGUGGUGCAGUGUAUGGGUGCGCGAGGGGGGUGCAAUGUGUGUGAGCGCGAGGGGGGGGCGCAAUGUGUGUGUGCGCGCGAGGGGGGAACAAUGUGUGUGUGUGUGACAGGUACUGUGCGCGUGCGCGAGGGGGGCUGUGUGUGUGUGUGUGCAUUCGUGUCUGUGCGCGUGCUGUGUAUGGGGGAGUUAUUGUGACUCUGUGGGGGUAGGAGGGCAAAUUCAUAAAUAUAUAAUUAAAUGUUUUUUUAUUACAGAUAACCAUUUUAAUAUCCCCUCUCCGUGGGUACCUUUGCCUGUGAGGAGGGACAUUUCCUGCAAUCCCUGGUGGUCCGGUGGGGAAGCAGUGAACUCUAGCAGCCUUAGGAGCUGCUAGAGUUCAUUCUGGUGAGAUUCGGAGUGUUGCUACGGUAACCACGGCAACGUUCCAAGCUCGCUUGAGGAGAACCCGGCGGAGCUGCAAGUUAGAGUUCCCCCGGGUCCUCUUUCCCUUCCCUGCCCUGCUGCCAGCAUUACACUGCUAGCGGGCUGGAAAGGGAGAUCUCUGAUCUCCACUCCAGUUCUGCAGAGCCGGCAGGGGAGAGGGAGGCACAGUUCCCAUAGCACUGGGAAUAUAUCUUGCGGCUCUCCUGUGUACCCUGGGGAGCGCAACACACAAUUUGGGAACCGCUGUUCUAACAGGUGCCUUAUAACAUUUCUAAAUAAGUGUUAUUAUUUUGCUUUGGAAGAUGCACUAAACGAACUUGAUUAUUUUCUGUAUCAACCAUAGAAUAGUGUAUUUUGUGUCUGUUCCCUGCUGUAAAAAAAAUGCAGAUCAGCACUAGGUACUGCUGACACUGGAAAGCAAGUCAGGUGUCAGAACCUAAACCUGUACUGUGUUGCAAAGAUUUGUAACUGUGAUAUUGAUUUUGGGUAUGAGCAUUGUGCAUGUAAAGAAUUGCUAUUUCAGACUAUGGGCUUGGUGAAGGUAAUUUUUCUUAAAGGGUCAGUGCAUAGUGAAAAGAGGCACCCUAAGCACCAUAUCCGUUACAGAUCUUUUACUAUCCGUGUUUCUUAUAUAAAUGUUUAUAAUUAUAAUGUGAAAACAUCUUGAUAAUUGAGCUUAUAGUGGUCUGAUGGUUGAGACCUUCUUAUUUCUUCAAUUUAGUGAGGGUGUAAAAAAGACAAACUCAUUUUUAUUAAAACUGAUUUUUGGUUGAAGUAACCCUUGCUGGAAUAGCCCCCCUCCCCAACAUUUAAAAACAAAAAAGAGGGGGACCAUACAAAAUCGCCUUAGGACAAAUGUUAUCGUAUUCUAUGCACAGAACUUACUGCCCUAGCUAAUGAUGCUGCUGGAGAUGAUGUUAAACACUCCAUGGGGACACUAUAGUCACCAGAACAACUACAGCUUAAUCUAGUUGAAACCUCCAGUGGUCACUCUACAGAUAGCUAAGGAGAUGCUGUUUGGCCAGGUUGGAGUUUGGCUUCCACACCCCACCCCCGGGCCAUCUCCUUUGCUGAGAUCAUCAGUAUUGACAACCUCAGCCGAUCAAAUGCUUCUCAUGACGUCAGCCAAGGAGGCAGAUCAUGGGGAAGCCAGCACCAACAGACUGGAAUAAAGAUAAGAUUACUAUAUUUAGGGGGACAGGGGUACUAGGUAGUGAUUUUUAACACUAAAGGGUCAGGAAUACAUGUUUGUGUUCCUGACCCUAUAGUGUUCCUGUAAAUAUCUCUGUAUAUGCAUUGUUUUAUACUGAAGCGAAGCACAUACAGACUCCAAGCAGCAUGGCCACUUUUAAUUCUGAGUAACCCUUUAAUCAUUUUUAGCUGUGUGACCUCUCUCUAAUUUACAAUUAUUAAGACUUUAUACUUGCUUUAUUUGUCAAUGUGAAUGUCGACGCUUAUGUUGUAUGGUUUAUUAAUGUUCAUCCAUAUAGCAAAUAAACCGCUGUAUUGUUUAGUGUUUUUUUUUUGUUUUUUGUUUAUUUAAUUAUUUUAUAUAUAUUUUCUUACAUUAAGAAACUACAUUUCAAUUUGUAAUUACAGGCAGUGUAUUUUCUGUGAGGUUAUAUUUUGUCAGUUCAGUGCAUCUGUGACAUUGAGUUUGUAUUUUAGACAAUUAUUUAUUUGCAAACUCCUGUUUCCUCUGUGUCUUAUCACAUUUUCUUCUCUGUAAAGUAAACCUUUAUAUUUUGCACAUCUUUCAAGAAAGAGUUGGACAAAUUUCUAUUUUAAGGAAGGAUGCUUUUAAAUAUGUAAUCUUGGUUCAAAAUCAAGGAAAAAUUAUAAUAUUGGGACAUUGUACGAUUAGAAGGCUUUAAUCUGAUCUCAGUAUUGGAUUUACUGUAUUAUAAAUCUUGAGUUAGGAGAUAAAGUGGCAUGCCUAUAAUGCAAUAACCUCUAUUUUUCAGGUUCAAACAGACCCAUCUGGUCUUUAUAUUGCUACAAGCUGCUCAUACAAAAACCUGUCAAUAUUUGACUUCUAUUCUGGAGAGUGUGUUGCCACCAUGUUUGGGCACUCAGGUAUGGUAAAUUGUGCAUCUUCUGUAUAUUGUUGUAGAGAUGAGUUUAUACACCAAUAGGAAUGUAACACACACCAACCAAAAAUAAUAAAAUAAAAAAGUGGUUACAAAAUUCUGUGGGGUAAAAAAAUCUGGUUGUUUGUCAAUGUACUACCUUCUUUCCAAAUAGAGAAUAGGAACAUCUUUGUGUCCCUGAAGGCAAGUGCAUAAUCUUUCUUAUUGGUAAUCAGAGAGUUACCUAAUAUCUGUGGUACUAUCGAAUAUAUACAUUGAGCUUCUCUGACUUUUUUUUUUUAAAGUUCUAUUUGUGUGUGUGUGUGUGUAUGCAUAUAUUGAUGUAUAUGUGUGUGUAUAUACAGUGGAACCUCGGAACUCUAACUCUCUCUUACCCGAACAAUUUGCUAUUUGAACAAAAUAUUUGAGAAAAAAAUGUCUUGGUACCCGAACAAAUCAUGCCACAAACAUAUUCAAUUAUGAAGCUAUGUCUCACUUUAGACACAUUUUAAAUGCCAGAAGAACAGUUACCCAUCGCCAUCUAACCAAUAAUAUUUCUUCUCCUUUCCAAUUGUGCCAUCAAUUCUCAUCAUGAAGGUAAAGUGAAGUUUGUGACAGAACCAUCUGUCUGCUUAUUUCAGGUGGAUUCGUCUAUUUCUGCCCCCUUUCGUGUAAAUGGCUAUUUCUAUAGCCCAGCCAUACGAAUGACUGUUUUUCCGGAACAAACCUAACGAACGGACGGCCACCCAAGAGAGAAGUGUGCUGCUGGUUAACCUAUUCAUCCCAAUUAGAACGUUGUGGUUAACCGCAGACACUUCUCAAUUAAACCGAAUUCAGGGUGGUCGUCGUUCGUAUGUCGACCACGAGGCAGCGGCCAUUUUAAACCACGCGAAAGCCCAGCGGUGUUUGGCUCUAUUUCUAUGGAACUAAAAACAGACAUUUUCUGCCGAACACCGCUGAAACAACGGAAUGCCUGGCUGCCUCCACGAAAGCAUACGAAUACCCGCCGUUCGGGAGGUUUGAAGCGUAUGAAAGGACUUAACCCAGAUAGCCUUCCCAUGGAGUCAUUCGUAUACCGAAAGACUGUAAGAACUUUGACUCCAUGGCGAUUGAACUAUGUGUGUGGGAUCUGAGCGCUAUUCGCUAAUAAUAUGCACUCAGAUCCAGGCUAUCUGGGGAUAUGUGAUACGAAUGGGAAAUGUUCUGUAUUUUUAUGUCUUUUAUGAUUUUAUAUUUAAAAUGGCGACUGGCUUUGUCCUGGAGAUAAUUGAGUUUCUUGGUAAUUAUCUCCAGGGCAGAGGGGAGGGAAUCAUAGUGCAUUGUGGGUAAAAACUGUGUCUAUGUGUCUGGAAUGUCCCCAUAUCUGUCUGUCAUUUAAGUCUCCCAUUUGGUCCCCUAGGGGAGUGUCCACCAAGUGGGAGACCUGCAUAAAUACGGGCAGGUAGCCCACAGUGAACCCAAAUCCUGUUUGACCCUCAAUGUGGAGCUUCUGUCUCGUUAUUGGGGGGAUUGCUUCUUCACGUUUAGAGACUGCUGGAUGGAAACGAAAGCCGCUUGGUGGAUGUUAUUGUUCGGCGGCUAGCAGCAGUUCGUGUAUUGCCAUUCGGGAGUUUGGAGCCGUUCGCGGAUCCCGGUCGGGAGAUUGCCGCUUCCCCUGCAUUUGGUUCGUGCACUACAGGUUAGGCAAACGGAGUUACUGAUAUUGCAGACGGGGAAGGUCUACUAAAUGGCGGUUUUGCCUAAAGACACUGGAGGUGUCUUAACAAAGUUAUUUUCUUUUAAUUUACUGUACAUUGUAUUUAUAUAUUUUUUUCUAUUUGAUUUUAUCCAUGUAAGACAUUAUUAAACUGUACAUUUUGUGUUAAAAUGCUGUUAUUUUGGUGUUCUUGAACGGAUUAAUAAAGUUUACAUUAAUUCUUAAGGAAAUGUUGAUUCGGUUCUCAAACAAAUCAGAGGUUCCACUGUGUGUGUAGAGAUUCUAUAUAUAUAUAUAUAUAUAUAUAUAUAUAGAUAUGUGUGUGUAUAUACUGAUGGCAUAUAAGAGAGAAUAUCAUAGAAAAGCUAGGGGUCCUUGACCACAGGACUACCAAAGAACAAUGUAAAACUACCACCAGACCAUGUGAUAGCAGUAGUUAAUGGGGCUGUGACAUACUCCCCUUCCCACGUGAGUUUGCCACGAGUUCCUGGAGGAGCCUGCUUGCCAGCCUCCUGCCCAUAGACUAUGGGCCCUGCAAGGAAACCUGUAAAAAACUGUUUAACAAGCUUGGCACGUGCCCUUUCUCUAUUCUGUUUGGGUACCGAACAGGUGCACAAACCAUGGACCACCCGGGAGCUUGUUAAGCCUAAUUGACAGUUUGUAACCUGUACCACCGCAGUGUUCUAAUUGUUUGUCUGAGUGGCCGCUGUUCGCAUUAACGACCACGAGGUGGUGGCCAUCUUGUUCGCAUGAACGCAGGCAUCAGUGUUUGGUCGUCGAGUUCAUGGAACUGAAAUCGAACACAGAAACUCCCGAACACCGCUUUAAUUCCAGCAUCGCCUGCGUUCGGUUCUACACUACUUAAAAUGGCACUGUUUUCGGUGGAAACAUAGGUUAAGACUAUUGACUAUGUUCGGUAGUUUGUUAGUUUUUAAACUACCGAACUAGACCGACCGCUAGCCAUGAUUUCAUGGAACUGUUUUGGGCAUAGGACCAUGUGCGCGGUAGGUCAAUAUUAUGACUUCCAGGGAAAUUCCAAACCCCUGAACCGAUCUGGGUGAUUUUUUUGGAUAUGUUGGUCACACAGAUCAGGGCUAUCAGUUUUUAUUUGUUUUAAAUGUAUUUUUGAGGUUUUGUAAUAUUGCAUGUUUUUCUGUGCCUGAGAGAUAACUCCAGGCACAGAGGAGUUUGUAACUUGUAACUAGUCCCCUCUCAGGUCCAGGAGAGGGAUUAUCCCGUUUGUGUGGGAGUGUCAGGGGCAUGCUUAACUGUGUCUGAAAUUGUAUAAAAGGAGGCCAUCUGUCCAGAUUAAAACAUUCUAGCUUUUCCUCCCAGAACUAAGCGUCCUCUGGCUAUUGGGAGGGGAAAGUGCUAAUCACUACUCCAGCUUGUUCCAGUGUGGAGGAUUCAACGGGGAAAGUCCUUGUAAGGAUUACAACUCCCAGGACUGAGUGUCGUCCAGUGCCUUGGAGUGGAAAUAGCGAGUUCCCCAUUCGACUCCAGGAGGGAGCGGUUACAGAGCCCCAGUCAAGCCACGGUGACUGUGGGCAGAGGUGCUGCGGUUUGUCCCCUCUUGUCCUUGGCGGAGUUACUCAGCCAGGGGUACAGGGAGCUCUGUUACCGAGACACUCUUUACAAUUCCAAACACCAUCAUUACAAAGACCAACAAGUUCAUAUAUGCCACAGCACAUGUCCUCCAACAUAUUUACUACAAGAUCAGUGCCCACCAGGUCAAGAAACAGUGCCCACUGUGGAGGCUAAGACUGGAAGCCAAGAUAAAGUCAAUGCUUAAGGAAGUUGGUAAGCUGGAUCAACAUGGUUGGAAAGAUCAAAAAUAGAUCCUGGCUGCUUGGGAAAUACAAGAGUGUAUACCUGUAUGAUUGUACUUGGAAAUGAUUUGCAGUACUGGCAGCCAGACUGAGCAGAUAACACCAGAAAAAACAGAUGCUAAUAAACACCUUGCUUAUCAAAUAACCAUCCAGGGUUUCCACACAGUUGCAAUAUAACACAUCAGUCCUUGACCUAUACAGAGCUUAGACUAAACUAUACUGGGAGAACAUCUUGGAGAAAGAUGCAUCGCCAGUGGCUACUAGACAUGAAAACAUAAUACUGCAUGCUUCCAGUACAAGAAAUAGUCACCAUCACAGUCAGUGAUAGCAAGUAGCUCACAUGAAGAGUUGGUAAGCACCUGGGCCUGACAUGAUGUACACCUACUGGAUGCAGUAACAAACAACGCUGCCUGGACGCCUGGCAGCACAUUUUAACCAGUGACUGGCAACAGGCUUCCACCCUAACUAACACAAGGUAGAACAAUACUGGUCAUGAAGGUGCUUCACAAAGGAACAAUGCUGUCUACUAGUUAACAAGACCCACGACAAAUACACCCUACAAGCCAUCAGGUACCCAGCUGGAAUAAUAAACUUGCCAAAAUCUGGCACCCAGUAUUUAACCCAAAAUCUGGCACCCAGAAACUGUAUACAAGCCAGAAGACAGGAGGUUGAGUCCUGAUUAGUGUCAAGGAAGCUCCUAGCGCUUCCUGAGGGCGCCAAGCACUCCAGCCGACACCAUAACCACCAUAGAUUCCUCCAGAAAGCAAGGCAGGAACAAGCUCUUACAAGAGCUUAGUAGUGAUUUAGCAAGGGAGUAUGACAAGCAUAGCAAUCCCUUGUAGCAGAUUCCCCCAAUAAGAGACAGGACUCAGAUUGAGGGUGAAGUAGAACUGAAGCUUUUAAUCCAACACUCUGCUUUUAUGCCCAUUUUACAAACAUAGUACUGCCCACAGGGUUUUGAAGAACAACCAAUCAAUACAUUACAACACAGCUAAACACUCGCAUUCAUACCUGCAGAAAUCCUCCCCUCUGCCUGUGAUACAAUUAUCUCAACACAAUAGACUAACUUAAUUAUCACAGGCAGAAAAUAUACAGUUUUUACACAAUAUUAAUAAUUUUCAAAAUAUACAUGCCAUUCACAUAAAAUAACAUUUUCAGAAUCAGCAUACUCCAUAUACAAACAUACUCAAAAAUCAUACAAUUCCCUCCAGUGGUUUAAAAGUUAGGUGUGGUAACUUACUUAUCUCCAGUACAGGGCAUAUCUCCAUUUACAACAACAGUAAAAUACCUAAAAAUACAUAAUUCCCAUUAUAUUGAACAGAACCCCCACAUUCAACCUAUCCCCAGAUAGCUUGGAUCUGAGCGCUCACUAUAUCCAAACAGCGUUCAGAUCCCACAAACACAGUCAAAUCGCCAUGGGGUUAAACCAUAGCAAGGGCUGAUGAGAGACAGAGGAGGGGCAAAACAGCAAGUUUCAACUGGUCUGGCAGUGUCCCUUGGACAACGCCCUGCUGGAGAACAAUAGACAGGAAACUGGGGAGGGGCACACCUUCCCAUGUAUUCAAAGGGGCAGAAAAAGUGUUUCAAAAUGCAAUAAGCCCAAAUAAGUUUCUUAAAGGGCAGUACAUCCUAGGGGCCAUAGUCCCAUGGCAGGAGACUGUUCCAUAACAUUUGCGGCUAAGUACCGCUGAGGUGACCGGGGACCCAUGAAGUUCUCAUGCCAAAAUUAGUUUCAUAGCUGUCGCGGCUAAGUACUGCUGAGGACCAUUCGUGGCUUUGGUUCAUGCGAACAGCUACCAGGGAGUUAGCGUUUGGUCCUAUUCGAAUGAAGGGAAAGUGCUGAACUAGGGGCACUCGGGGAAAGCUGCUAAUGGCGGCUGGGCAGGGUAACUCCCUAAUGGGGUCUGGACCAUAGUCAUUGGACAGGAGGCCAGCUUCCACACUCCUCCAGGAGUUUGUGGCAAAUGUCCAAGGAAAAGAGCAUUUGUCACAGACAGCAUUUUAGACUUCAAAAUAAAAUACAAAUGCUUGCACCCAACUGGCUAAUGAUGCUGGUAUUGCAGUAACCCACCAUAACAAUACCUCUAAAAUAAUUUAAACAAACAAUUAUACCGCACUCAAAACAUGUAAACAUACAGAAAUCAGAUAAACAGAGUAAUCACACUUAGAAGGGUACAGAAUAUUGGGAAAUACCACCAAAUGGUUAUACUUGGCUCCAAAAAACUUUAUUGUAACUUGAUUCAGUUUUUGCUUGACAUUCUGCAUAUUAAGUUGCAUGUAAUGUAAGUUACUUUAGGAGAUUAAAGAAAUUCUAGAUUGUGGUCCUAAUACAUAUGUGUAUAUAUAGCUUUUUAGCUUACAAUUUUUCACAUUGGUGGUAGUACACACAAAUAUUUGGAUUAAUAUUAUCACCCUAUGUUUAGGCAUAACAACACAAACUUUUAUAUAUAUAUAUAUAUAUAUAUAUAUAUAUAUAUAUAUAUAUAUAUAUAUAUAUAUAUAUAUAUAUAUAUAUAUAUAUAUAUAUAUAUAUAUAUAUAUAUAUUAGUUUCAGACUGUAUUUCUGCAGAUACUCUUAUCUAUAAUUGGUUAAUGUUGUUCAAGUCCACAUCCUUUACGUAUGGCAGUAUGUAAGUCUUGUUAUUCUCAUGAUUAUACUGCAAAUAACAGAGUCAUCUAUCUGAGAGAGAGACAGUAGCUAAAAAUCUUUUUCCCCAUUUUUGCUUUUAAAAUGAAAAAGAACAUUGUAACCAAAAGAUGACAAACACCCUUAAAUGUGAUUUAUUGCUUUAUUUUUUCAGAAAUUGUAACUGGAAUGAAAUUUACCAAUGACUGCAAGCACCUUAUUUCUGUAUCUGGAGACAGGUAGGAAAUCCCCCCCUAUCCCCAUACUCCCCCUUCAGCCCCCCCAUAUUUUCUCUAUGUUCUCCAUUGUGCAAGUAGACAAAUAACCGGAGUACGUAGGAGGUCUCACCACUAUGAGCCAACCAGAGUGUUUCAUAGUCCAUUAUCAGCUGUAGGUUGAGAUUGCCUGGAGAUGUUUUGAAAGUUUACUCUUUACUGUACUAAGGGAUUUGUUUGUAUCUGAACUGAGGGGUUUAAAAGUAUUGUUUCAGUUUGUAAUUAAAUUUACAGGUGAAAGGUUUCUUUUGGCCUUACUUCGGUGAGGUGGCUUUUUUAGUUUCAUAUUGGUGAAUUUCAACCCUUUCACCUGAUUAUAGAGACACUUUUAGGAGAUUAGACAUUCUAGAUUGCAAGGGAAUAAUGUCUAUGAUUAAGUCCAUUCUGUUGGGUGUAUGAGAAGUAAGUUCUAUGCAGCUUGUAUUUUGUUUACUUUUUAUUUAUUUUUUUGUGCAGUUGCAUGACAAAACAGUAUGCACAAAAGUGUGGCAUAUUAAAAUUGACAUAAUUUGUGACAUAAUAUAUUCAUUAAUCUGCACAAAAUUUUGUAAUAUGGGUAACAUGCUUAGUGUCAGCUGUCUAACAGAGUGUACUACCUCAACCGGCUCCACAGGUAAAAAGCGAUUGACCAGAACAAAAGAGUACAUAGGUUAUAGAUAAACACAGAAUGCUCACAAUUAAAGUGGAAAGAAGCAUGAAACAAUAAAAAAAACAAAAUAUGUAAUCAAACAAACCAGCGCUCCACCAGAAUUCAGCCAGGCUAGUUAUGAGGGAAGAUAAGCAAGACAUUCAGCACUCCAUUUAACCUAUGCCCGCCAAGAUUAGGACACAGUCCCUCAAAAUGGCACUGGUGUUGUUGGCAUGGCAAUCUGGCGACAGGACAUCUCCCUUGCCAUCUUCUGCUCUCCCCUCCCUGCCUUGUGUGUGCUUGGCUUUGAUGCAGGCUUACACUCUGCUCUUUACGAGGUUUGUCGGAUCGGUUCUCGUUGCCGUUGGCACGCUCUCUGAGAGCCUGAAACUACGGGCCAGUUCCGACGCUGUCAGGGCCUACUUUCAGGUGAGUAAGCUCGUGGUAUUUGUGGAGCAGGCAUGUACUGCCUAAGACUCUGCUUCCUCCAGAAAUCUUCAAAUAUUGCAUCCAGCUUGGACAGAGCUCUGGAUAACGCUCCCUGGUGACGAAGGAGGCAUGUGGCAACUGCCAUUUUGAGUGAACUGCUUGGAAUGGCGUUGCUGAUUGUGGCUGUACAGCCUGUCCCCAGUGGAUUUGAGGAGUCAUCGGGGCAUGAACCCGGGUCACCCUCGCUGGUCCAAGCUCAAUGUUGUCGAGAACCAGGUAGUGUGUGCCGGGAGAUGGGCCGCCUCUCCCUUACGCAGUGCCCGCGAAGCCUGACUCCUAGUGGCUGAGAAAUCCAUCUGGACAGCUUUAAAUGACUGCUGGAAGUACCCCAAGCUGAUCAGUUGAUUUCGAGUGUUAAGGUCUCUCAGCCAGCCCAAGAAAAAGAGCCAGGGGUAUAGGUAACUGGAUUAAAUCAUAAGAUUUAUGAAGAGCUCUCUGAAAACACUUCCAGUCACCAUUACAGUCAGGCCCCCAUCCUAUAGAGUAUACAUUAUAGAGUUAAAUUGCUUGGCAGGAUGAUCUAUAAUUCUGUCAGGGUUAUUCAGUAAUGUGAGAAUUCAAAGUAAAUGUCAAAUUUAAGAUGAUAAAUAGCCAAACGUGAAAAAUUCUGUAUGCUAUUUAAGCUUUCAGUUCAGCUACUCUAGCAUUAAAGCAACACUAUAGUCUCCAGAACAACUACAACUUGAUGAAGUGGUUCUGGUGUCUAUAGUCUGUCCCUCCAGGAAUUUUAAUCCCUUAAUGACAGAGUCAAUUGUACCAGUUCUGAUCAAAACAAACCUGGAAUUUGCGCUAUAUGUCACCUCUUUCAUAUUAAGUGCACCCACAUUUAUUAUAUAUCAUUUUGUUCCGGAGAAACAGGGCUUUUAUGUCAUCGAAUAUUUAUAUGUGAAACAUAAUUUAAUAUGAACAAAAUUUUAAAAAUUAAGACAUUUUAUUUUAAAGAUCUGCAUGGCAUUUUAACAGUUAAUGUCAUAAUACUGUUGGUUUUUACUGCAAUAAAUUACACAUAUUUGUAUUCAGUGAUGUCUCAAAAGUACCCAUCAUGUCCAGGUUUUAUGGAGUUUUGGCGAGUUACAGGGUCAAAUACAGUGGCGUACAUACCGGGGUCGCGGCUGCGACUAGGCCCGGCCCACCAGGGGGCCAGGCCGCCCUGCGACCCAGUAUGUACCCACUGUGACCAGCCUCUUCUCCUAGGUGGCCCAGGACCCGGCCACCUCAGGGUCCACCGAGGCUGGCCGUGGUAUCGGCGGGCGGGCUGUCUGGGUGGCCGGCGCGCGAGGGAGCACAACGUCAUCUUCUGGCUCCGGCAUCAGUACGCGGCGCUUGAGGGAGCUGCAAAGGAAGCACUCAGGGGAGAGUGUUCCCUCGCGCGCCGGCCACCCAGACAGCCCGCUCGCCCGGUGAUACCACUGGACCCCAGGGAAUCCCCACAGCACUCCCACAGGUAAGGAGGCUGGGGGGAUUAAAUUUAAAUUUAAAAAAAAAAAAUGUGUGUUAGUGUGUGUGUCUGCUAGUGAGUGUCAGAUAGUGUCUGUCAUUGAGUGUGUCUGCUAGUGAGUGUCAGUGAGUGUGUUUGUGUGUGUCUGUUUGAUGUCUGUUAGUGAGUGUGUGUUUGUCAGUGAGAGUGUAUGUUUUGUAAGUGAGUGUGUAUGUAUGUCUGUCGCUGAGUGUGCCUCUGUCAGUAAAUGUGUGUGUCUGCUAGCUAGUGUGUAUGCGUCUGUUCGUGAGAGUGUGUGUGUUGUCUUCAGCACUUACCUUUCUCCAUUUCACGACUCCCUUGGCGCUGGGGAUCCCUCCGCCUCUCAGCUCUGAAUGCGCUUGCGCGUCAAGAGCUGCGCGCGCAUUCAAACCGCCCAUAGGAAAGCAUUACUCAAUGCUUUCCUAUGGACGUUCAGUGUCUUAAAAUCGUGGAAGCUCCUCUAGCAGCUGUCAAUGAGACAGCCACUAGAGGCUGGAUUAACCCUCAGUGAAACAAAGUAGUUUCUCUGAAACUGCUAUGUUUUCAGCUGCAGGAUUAAAACUAGAGGGACCUGGCACAAAGACCACUUCAUUGAGCUGAUGUGAUCUGGGUGUCCUUUAAGUGUGUGUGCAUCUGCAUGCACUGGCGUACAUACCGCGGUCGCAGCUCUGCAACCCCUGCGACCAGGUGCCCGCCGCUAUUUGUUGCAGCCACGAUGCGCGGGGGGGGGGGCACGGAUCAAUUUUCGCACAAGGGCCCCAUGGGUCAUGUGUACGCCACUGGUCAAAUAUAGGGCUUUCCGCUUUUUCAUUUUUAGUCAUUGAAAUUUGCCAAAUUGGCUUGCUGGGCCAAUGCUGCCUUUGGGAACGUAUGGCAGUCGAGGAAUAAAAAUUAACCACAGCAUGGCAUACCAUUUGCAAAAGUAGACAACCCAGGGUAUUUAAAAUGGGGUAUGAUCAGUCUUUUGUAGUAGCCACAAACCCUGUCCAAAGUUAGUGUUCAUAUUAGUUUUUUGCAUUUUUCACACAAAGACUGCACUUAAAUUGAUGAUAUUAUAGUUAUUAAACAUGUUACUGUUGUAAAACACUUAUAUGUGUGUUCAGCAAUGUCUCAUGAGUAAAACAGUACCCUGCAUAUACAGGUUUUAUGGAGUUUUGGAAAGUUACUUGUUUUUUGUAUUUUUUUACAAAUAAAAUGCCCUUUCACUGAUGAUAUCAUUGUCAUUUUAAGUUUUACUGCUCUAAAACACUCAUAUUUGUGUUCAGCGAUGUCUCACGAGUAAAACCGUUACCCUACUGUAAAGGUUUAAUGGAGUUUUGGAAAGUUACAGUGUCAAAUAUAGGGCUUUCCCAUUUCAGUUUGCCAGAUUGGUUAGGUGGCCUAUGUUGCCUUUGAGACCAUAUGGCAGACCAGGAAUAAGAAUUACCCCCAUCAUAGCAUAUCAUUCACAAACGUAGACAACUAAGGGAAUUGCGAAUGGGGUAUGGCCAGUCUUUUUUAGUAGCCACUUAGUCAUAACCACUGGCCAAAGUUAGCAUUCAUAAUUAUUUUGUUUGCAUUUUCCCCUCCCAAAAAAGCUGCACUUUCACUGACUAUAUCAUUGUCAAUAUAGGUUUUACUGCUCUAACACUGAUAUUUGUGUUCAGGUAUUCCUCAUGGAUACAACAGUACCCCCCAUGUACAGAUUUUAUGGGGUUUUGGAAAGUUACAGGGACAAAUAUAGGGCUUUCCCAUUUCAGUUUGCCAGAUUUGUUUGCUGAGCCUAUGUUGCUUUUGAGACCAUAUGGCAGCCAAGGAAUGAGAAUCACCUCCAUCGUGGCAUACCAUUCACAAAAGUAGACAACCCAGGGUAUUCAGAAUUGGGUAAGAUACAGUCUUUUGUAGUAGCCACUUAGUCACAUAUAUAGUUUUAUUUAUAUAUAUAUAUAUAUAUAUAUAUAUAUAUUUAUUUUCUGGCCAUAUCCAUGGCAGCACAACAGUGGGCAGCUCCUCCCUAUCCCUAAUUAGACAGGAUGUAUAAGUAACCCUCCUACCCUUCCCACCCUCAGUAUUUUUUGUUCCUGUCCUAUCCCUAGGACAGACUUAGUCAUUUCAGGACUAAAAACAUUUUCUUUUAUGGCUUACCUGAGGAUUGUUGGUUCCUCUCGCCCCUUGGGAGUUCAGCCUCUCUCCCUUGGGAAGUCUUCAGGACCCGGUCUGGGCAAAGUUGAACCCCUGAACAAACCCCUUUAGUGACUGGGGGUUCUAACUUGCUAGAGGUAGCAGAAUCAUGCCAUCACCAUAAUUCCUGCAGUGACCCAAGGGAUAGUAGGCUGGGCAUGCACAUACAGAGCAUAUGGAUUUAUUUGCUGUGACCAUAGGGGUAGCAAGAUUAUGCCAUAAUCCUAUUUCCUGCAGUGACCCGAUGGGGUAGCAGGCUGGACACACACAUACAGAUCAUAUGGAUUGAAAGGAUUAAUAUGAAAGUGAGUAACAUUCCAUCGCCGAAAGAGUAAAUGUGAGACUGACUAGCAUUCCAUCACUGAAAUGGUUAAAGUACAAUCCUAUCUUGUACUUUACAUGCUGGGGUAUCAAGAUUAUACCAUAACCCCAUUUUCUGCAGUGACCAAGGGUCAUAUAUAUGCUCUGAAUGUGCAUGCACAUUCAGAGCAUAUAUAUGGAUAUAACUCCUUCACCAAUUUCAUCUGAAAGGUAAGAGAUUACUGCUAAUUUUAAUUUCAAUCAAACUUAUUCCUAGGCUUCUAUUCCUAGGCCUCUGUUAUGCCUUUUAAUAGAGCCGCUGGAUUUUCUUAUAACUAGGCUUCUGUGUCUUUUAAUUUAGUCGCUGGAUCCACUUAUUCCUAGGCCUCUGUUAUGCCUCCUAAUAUAGCAAUUUGUAUUUUUAUUGUGGCAUUUACGUAUGCAAACACAUAGGUAAAUAAACUUUAUUGGCCACAUUUUACGUGCACAUAGUGAAACAAAUAUACAGCUUAAAGACAAAGCUGCUAGUCUACCUAAAUUCUGGCUAGUCCUGUAUGCACUGUUAUCUAAUAUGCUAAUUAGACACUUUCAACAAAGACUGCUUCAUGAGGGGGUGUGGGAUCCCUAGAGAUUCUAACAGGUAACAUCUGCUAUCUGUCUGUAACCUGAGCUACUUCUGGCUAAAUAAUUAUCACUUUAAGAAUUUGAGCAGAAAGCAGGUAUGUAUCAUAAAUUAAUAACAGUUGAGAAAAGAGCAUUUUGCAAAGUUAAGACAUAAAUUAGGCAGGUGCACGCCACUACUUUCAGUGGGGUCUCAGGUGCCGGUCGGUAUCUGUGCCUCAGCUCCUUACUGUGAUUUGGGGCAGAGCGGUCGAACUGCGUUUACAUCCCAUGAAGUAGCAGUAUAUGCCCGUGAGGUGGUCGAUGUCGGCACCACGAUGUUGUUUGGGAUCAGUAAGUCCAGUUUCCUAAAGAGCCGCUCUGCCUCCGAGACCUUGCUGAGUUGCAUAGUUUUCUCUGCAUCGGUCACCGUUAACUUGCGGCCUGGUCCCCAGCGGUACUUAAUGUCAUUGUCCCUCAGCUGCUCGGUCACUGAUUGCAGGGAUUUUCUCCAGAGCCUCACAUAAUUACACUAUGAGUGGCAAUAAAAAAAUUGAAUUGCCGCCAUCGGUAGCCACAAUGUUCUGCGCUAUCUUCCUCCAAUCUUCCUCCUGAAUCUAGCUCUGACUCAGACGAUUGUGAUGUCCCAGGUGAUCCUGCAGCCCGCCUCACAAUGGAUGAUCUGCUUACAACUACAUGUUUGUUCGUCCACCCACUGUAAAGCGCUGCGGAAUUUGUUGGUGCUAUAGAAAUAAUAAUAAUAAUAUUCUGCAGAAUAAAUUGCAAGGUUAAAAUGACAGGACCACCGCACUCAGACUUUAUUGAGAUGAAGUGUUCGGGUGACUUUAGUGGUCCUACUUGAAACUUACACUGAUAUCAAAGCCUACACAGCAGCCGAACUGGAGAAACAUAUCUCAGGACUGAAAGGAGAAAUUUAAGCUCUCGACUCCUGCACCGGCCAAGCCAAGGCACACGUUACAGGCCUCACACACAAAUCAAAGGCCCAUGACCGCGACCUUGCAGCUAUGCAAGACAGAAUCUUACAACUUGAAGAUGGCCUAGAGGACCUGAACAAUAGAUCCGGCAAACAAAAUAUCGGGAUCAGGGGUUUGCCCAAAACGGUCACACAGGAUGCAGUCCUCUCAUGCCUAAGGGAUAUUGUUCUGUCUCUCCUACCAGAAGCCUCCGACCAGGAGCUUACUAUAGAACGAGCGAAUCGGGCAUUGCGCUCCCCUACUCCCAAACCCUGUAACCCCCAGGGACGUUAUAGUGAAACUCCUGCUAUUCCCAACUAAAGAGCGUCUAAUGAACACAACCAGUUAUCAACCUCCCUCCUUCCAGGGCCGACCACUACUUUUCUUUCAGGACUUGGCUCCAUCUACUUUGUGAAAAUGCAUUGAUCUCAAACUCCUCACUGCAGCCUUAGCCCAAAAAGGCUAGCGAUUCAUGCGGGGCCACCCUUUUAAGCUUAUUGUAAAGGACAUGCAGACCUACACACUUCACCAAACCACCGAUAUGUUGGACUUUGCGAACCAUCUGGCUAUAACAAUGAUCUACCUCCUCUACUCACCUCUGACGAACAUCAGGGAAACCUGGGGACCACAACCGAAGGAGAACCCCUUCCACCACGCCAAGCUCAAAGGAAAAGGCCCCCCUACCUAUUGAUAGUAAAGUUUAAAUGUUUACUGUAAAAAAGUCUAUGGGCCCUAGGACCUGUAUUUGACACGUCCUUUUUAAGGCCACCCCUGCCUAUUUUACUCUGAAUAACAGUCCAAAAUGGUCCUCAGGGGUACCAUGACAAGUCUUGCCUCCACCUAUAAGAAGCAACAACUAGCGAGCCUGGAGCAUACUUUAACAGAACUUUGCUCCCUCAAAAUCAAACUCAACCCCACACCCAAAUUGAACACACACAUUUCGAAAUGCCAAAAGUCCAUUAAGGAAUUUAUGGCUGCUGAUUCUGCCAAGGCCAUUCAAUGGACUCGUCAACUAUAUUCUAAAAAAAAUCUAAUAAAGUGGACACUAUACUGGCUCAUAAACUUAAGCACCAGGCUGCCCACAAAAAUAUAAAUAAGAUAAAUUCCCCUGGCGGUAACAGACUGAGGCGCGGGAACGAAUUUCUGAAAUCUUCCAGUUUGUGUCAGCAUGUGUGUAUAUGUCCACGUGUAUCUGAGUGUGUAUUUGUGUAAGUAUGUAUACAUGUAUGUGACAGUGAAUGUGUAUAUGUGCAUGCAAAUACAACAUUGCAAUCAAAAGCAAACAUUAAAUACAAACACACCGCUGCAGUGAAACAGAUUUAUAUACAAACACAUCCCUAAAAGCCUACAAAAACUGUUAAAUACCAUAAAUGGUAGAUUGACAGCUGGCACAGAAUCGUGGGAUUUGUACGACAGAUGGAAUCUAAAUUUUGGCCACAGUUGCACUAAAGUGGGCGCAAAAUAAUUCUUGCACCAGGUCUCUCUACACUCGUUUCACCACUGCUUUAGCUCAUUGCAGAGAGUUGCAGGAUAGAAACGGCCAUGUUACAAAUGCACAUGAAAGUUAUGCAAGAUGUUGUAAGCAAUUAAAUUAAAAGGAACUCCUCCCCAAGGUUAUACUAUCAAAAAUUAAAACUGCUCAGAGGUCUCUAGGCUAUUUUUACUUGGUGCAUUUUAUUAUCUUAAAGUUAAACUAAACAGCACUUUGUAAUUUCAGUUGCGUGUUCAUCUGGCGUCUUAGCUCAGAAAUGACAAUUCGCAUGCGUCAAAGACUGGCUGAAAUACGUCAGAGGGGAAAAGAGCCUGAAAACUCUGUCCCUCAAAAGACUACUAAUGCAAGGUAACAGAAAUGCUGAAUAAAUUGUUUGUCAAUGUGAACUCAUGUGUAGAUUUGCCUUUACACAGUAUUACAGACACAUGUAGGUUUAUAAAGAAAAAAAAAAAAAAAAAGCAGAUAACAUUUCUGGACUGAGUGCUGCUUUUAUGUGACAUAUCCAUAUAAGCUUGCAUAGCAACAUCCUUUAUUUGUGCAAUGACAGAAAUUGCAAUAUAUCUGCAAUAUAGAGGCUUGUGCAGAAGCCAUAACAUGUUUCAUACAUCAUUAUCUCAGUGAUACAGAAAGGAAAAGUUAUUUUGUUAAGACAUGUAUUGUGUUAUACAAUGGUAAUUGACUUGGUCGCAUUCCAUCAAGGUUUUUACAUUUUCAUAAAUAUAGCUUUUUAUUUUAGAUAUUUUAUUGUUCAUUCUCUUUUUCAUUCUAUUACUUUUGCUCUCUUGGUGUGUGAAAAUUAUCCUGUCCGUGUACUGGCGAAAGUAUACAUAUUUAUAUUUUGCAGUACACUGACUGGCCCCUUUCUGAGCCAUUCGGCUUUUUGCAAAUAGUUUUUUUGCAAAUAGUUUCAGGAUUAGCAAUAAAAGUUUUGUAAUUAUAAAAAAACAAAAAAAACAAAACAAAAAUUGAUGUUUGAAAAAGUUUCUUCCUAAAAGUGCAUUUCUUAUUGCUCUUGCCCCUCUGUAAUGUGAUUUGCCCUUCUUGGGGACACUUCUGCAAGCACGGCAGACCUCCUCCGUGAUGUUGACUUCAUGAUUUACUGCCAGUGCAUUAACCUCUGUACGAAGUGAUUCAUUCCUUUAUUCUCCCAAUAAGUGCAAGACAGACUUACUGGAGAACUAGCACUCUGGUAGAGAGAGAAGGAGAACCACCUGUAGGAAGGUGUUCCUUUUUUCAGUUUCUCAACCCUCAAUGCCAAGAUUUAAUUGACAGGUUGGGGAAGAACUAUAUUUUUUACUUGAAAUAUCAAAUAAAAUAGAUAUCCACUUGCUAGCACAAUGUAUAAAUGCUUUAUAUUCUUUCAAUAGUUAGCACAUCAUUGUGAAAGGUAUACACACUAUGACGGUCAUCAUUUGCAUGUUUAUCUGUUACAUACAGAUUGGGGAUUGGAGGGAACUCUCAGUGAUGCUUAAUAUGUUAGAACUCUAAAAGAAAUUGCAUUCUGAACAUUAUCACAUUCUCAGUAUGUAUUGUAUUAUUUACCGUAGGUUUUAUUUAAAAAAAAUAUUUAUUUUCACAAUUACAGAAGAGAGACAAUAGCUGUGAUGUCUACAGCCCCUGCACUUUCUUCUGACAGUGACAAAGAAGGCAUUGAUGACUUGAGUGAUGAAGAGAUGACAGGCAAGUAAUCUGAUUUAUAAAUCUAUAUGCCCCUUCUAAAAUUUCAAUCUGUUGCAAAUGGUUCUAGUCACAUAAGUUGAGCUCUUUCUUUGGUGAUCUUUACUUAUUCUGUUGUUAAAAGGUCCUGGCAAACCCACUGACAUUUCAGAUUCUUUUGUGAGAAGUGCAUCCUACUGGGAAAUGAAGAGGGUGAGUCCUUAUUUUGUUAUUAAACUGAAAAUUCCAAAUGUCCAAGCUGUAGUCUACAGAGAUGGGGUAGUUGUCUUUUCUCCUCACACUACAGGUAGCACUGAAAAACAAAACUUCUCCCUUCACAGCCUUUAUAAAGGGCAGCACUUUCCUGAGCGCCUAGUGUGUGUUGGUCUUCAGGACAGACUGCUCAGGUAGCAUUAUAUUCCAUGUAGUCGUGUAGUGGAAAAAAAACACAUUUCAGCAGUGAAAGACCACACAAUGUACAAAUCCAGUGAACCUUUGUUUAAGCACAUCUAGUGGAACAAUCUCACAGGUUUCUCUGUUUCAAGUAGGACCACUAAAGUCACCUGAACACUUCAUCUCAAUAAAGUCUGAGUGCGGUGGUCCUGUCAUUUUAACCCUGCAAUGUGAAACAUUGCAGUUUUGUAGAAACUCCUAUAGUUAUAUUGCAGGUUUAAAUAUACCUCUAGUGGCAAUCUUUCUGACAGCCACCAUUGGUGCUUUCUCCUGCAGAACAGAGUGAAACUCUGUCCUGGAAUUAAAUGCUGAUCUUAGCAGCAUUUGGUUGGAGGGGUGCAGCAAUUGGGCGCACAUGCGUAUCUCCAAUCCAGUGCUUCUGUAUGUGUAACCUUGGAUUGGUGGAAAUUACAGAAGAUGUCAAAAGGCAUACUGAUGUCUUUGAAGGUGGUGUGGGUGGCUGCAGUUGGAAAUUAGUUAUUGUUAGUUAAUAUGCAUUUUGCAGCGCAAAGGGGGAAUAACAAUAAUCACAUUGCUGGAAGGGAACCUAAAGUCCUGAAUAAAACAAUUGUUAUUUUUGGAACUACAGGUUCCCUUUAAGGGAAACACACACAUGUGCAAGCUUUAGUUAUAAAAGUAAUUGAAUGUGCAUGUAUUCUCUUUAAAAUUAAUGAAAACUGUUGGAAAGUGUUUUGCUUUUUUAAUACAAGACACCAGGAAAGUACAGCCAGACCAAAGGAAAAAUCAUGUUUCCAAUAAGUGGUAUACUCGACAAGAUAUGUUGUAUAAUUGAUAUUCUAUUAAAACAGAAAAACAUUCAGUUGGGGAUCACAAAAAUAUAAUGGGACGAUAAUAGAACAAUAAGAAAUCGGAAAUCUUUUGGUAGAAAUUCAAUAGCCUGAGUUUAGUUUGUGUUGUAAUUCAGUAUUUGAGUAUUCUUUGUUUUCUUUCUUUUGAAGGGGAGGGAAACAUCCAAUUCUCAACACUCUGACUCCCAAGGUCAGAUGCCCAGGCAACGAGUACGCUGGUCGCAGCCAGCUGGUAACAUGAUUGUUAAGUCUAUGCUUGAUUUGCGCCAACUAGAGUCCUUCUCUCAAUGUAAUGACCACAAUGAAUUCAAACCUGAUGAAGAACAAGAUGUAAUGCGUUUAGAUCCUAUCCUACAGAUUGGCAGGGUAAGAAAUAAUGCUUAGGAUUUUAAGUUUUGGCUGAAAAACAAUGUGCAUUAAUUGUCCUUGCAUAUAUAGACACAAUGAUUCCUUCAGCUGCUGGACAGGUGACCUCAAAAAACCCAAUAUAUAUAUAAAAACUUAACUUCUACACCUUCACAUAUUCUCACUAUAUAAUAGUAACUAGCCCCCAAUUCCUUGUGUACCUGUGGACAUUUCAAAAUGGAUCGUGACAAGACAUCAGGUUAUCCUAUUAUAUCAGAACUCAGGACAGGUACUUGACUUCCCCAUUAUGCUUGGACUUGGCUGGAAUUUUUGGAAAGAUUUAAAACUCUUUAGACUGUGAAGAGACAUUAACUUGAAACUAACAGAUCUGAAGUUUGUGACCAGCUUUGUACUACCGGGCACUUAGAGGACUGGUUGCUGUUAUAUAGUAGGAGUUGGAAGAGCUGGGGUUAAGUUUUUAUAAAGUUUUUGUCUUGCAUAUUACAUGUCCAGCCUUUGAAAGGUUUCUCUUUUUAAAUCAACAGUAUCUUGAGUCUUUUUUUCCCAGUGUAAAUUACGGUUUGUGUUUUGAGAAGAACAAAGCUAAAAAAAAUGUUACAUACAUUUGGAUCAACAUCAGUAACAUGUGUGAAAAGUUGAACACAUGUCACACAGUUUUUUUUUUUUUUACUAACCUCUUCAUGUUCUGUCACAGGACCCAUUUGUUCCUACAGCAAGUAUUUCCCGUCCUCGGGUUUUUCGGCUAAUGUCUUGUGAGGAUGGAGUUUUCAAGCAGGAAGUGGAGACCCCUGAAGGCAAGGAAUGCAUCAUAUACCCAGAGACAGAAGAUGAGGCUACAGACCCCUGCAGGUAACUCCUCAGUUAGUGCCUAUGAGAUAAUUUCAGUAAUUCAUAUGUCUGUGUAGGGUGCAUGGUUGUGAAUAUUUAUUUUAUAUAUAGUGACCUGGGACCAUAUAACCACACAUUUUUAAUGAUACAAUCACCACACAAAUUAGAUUUCUUUAGAAAAUGCAGUCUUUCCCUUUAUUAAGAGGUCUGGCAAUUAAAAAUAAAACAAACAAAACAAAAAGCGUUGCUCUUAUGAGCACUAACUGACCGUUUUUACUAACUGCUGUUGGGCGGCUAACCUGCUUUCAACAAUACAAAACACACAUUUCAGCACAGACCUUUUUCAAUAAAUGUUUCUGUUCUCAUUCAGAACAUGUAGUGAAAAAUGCAGACUCACACACUGCUUGUCCUUCUCUCUGUGAAUACCUGACAGUGAAGUUUUAUAACAGUCUUCGGCUGAUCAUUGCCAACAGGUGAGCAACUACAUGGGUGAUCCAGAACUCCUGGACUUGAUUGCUCCCCUGCUGUGCUGCAUAUAAACUGUGGAGUGGAGCACUUGCCCUCCUUUCACUCCAAAUGCUCCACCCAACCACAGGAACCCAUAUUAAAUUACAAAAUUGCUCUGACUAAAACACAGACCUUCCUUCACAUAUUCCAAUACUUUUAGAGAAAUAUAUACUUUAUCCAUAACAAUGCCUUGCACUCUGUCACUAUAUAUAUAUAUAUAUAUAUAUAUCACUAAAGCAAUUGCUUGUAGCAUUUACCACCUCUCACAGAAAUAUAGUCUAUUCCAAAGAAAAAUAAUGCGGCACAUGUGUGUCCUUUUUGUUAAAAGUGAAAAUUUGUAGCAAUUAUUUCCUCAUCAUCUCUACUGCCAAAGUGUUGUAAUGUCUUGUCCAGUUCUCACUUUUAAUUUGUUUUACCUCUAUAGAAUUCUGAAUAUCAACACAAAGUAUUAAUCUAGUUUAGCAAUAAAACCAAUAUUAUUUUUUGCUCUAAAAAUAUUUAGACAUCCCAAGUAUUUAUAUAGUGAAUGCACAUGCCAGCUUUAAUUUUUGUUUUAAUAAACAUGGCAGUAUAGUGUUAGAGGAAGAAAGUGUUCAGAAAAGUAAAGUAAUUCUUAUUCAGUACCUUCACUUAAGAGAGGUGCAUUACAUGGAACAUACAAUCGCAUAAAUGCCAUUAUUAUGUGAAUUUUUUUGAAUAAUGUCUCAGUAUAAAAAAAAAAAUUAAAAAUAUAAAAAGCCCUGUGUUAAGUUCAAACUUCAGCGGAGUAUCCUGGUUAACCAUCGGUAAGGUGGUAAUUUCACAAACAACGAUAACAUGAAUUCAUAUUGGGACAUGUAAAUAACCUCUGGAAUGGAGUCGAUACUGGUCACUGUGUGUGGAUUUGUGUUUAUUUGUGAGAGUAUAAUAGACAAUAAUCUUCAAGAACAAGAUGUUUAAAAAUAGAAAAUAUGAUCUAUAAUAAUCCUAUAGUGAUCACUAGGAAUUUCAUCUAAUGAACGGUGAUAUAUCCUGUUUAACUCUGUCACACUUCCCCAUUUUAUGUUGGCUUGAAUACGAAACCUUGAAAAUUGUUCUAAUCUAUAAAUUGUUUAAAUUACAUUAUCAAAGGCAUAUUUUGUAUGCAAUAUAAAAUGUCAUUUGAAUCUCUUUUAACACCACUUGCCUUUUAGUAGGCCACACAAUAAUUUUUGUGGACCUGCUCAUGCCCAUUGAUUGGAGCCACUUCAGAAUAUACCAUAGUAUGGGGCAACUAAUAACGGGAUUACGUAAAGAUAUGACCAUUCCUAGUUUAGCAUUUUUCAUUUAGUUUUAACUUUACAACUCAAAACUAACAAAUGUUUUAGACGGUACAAAAACACUACCUACUUCAUAGACUCUACCACAUUUUAAAAGUAUAAAAAGCAUUCUUGUCUAUAAAAGUGUAAGAAAUUACAGUUUACCCUUCCACACAGGGUCCCUGUAGUUUGAGGAAGGUGCAACAAAUAAAACACACAGACAAGUGUAAAAGAAAUGUAUUAGGUGUAAAGAUAAUAAAUUCACUGGUAAUACAUCUGGUUUAAUAAAAGGGUAUUAAACAUAGAAAAAACAACAAUUGAUAACAUACAAAUCACAGUGUAUCACAGAAGGAUGGAAUAAUCACAACACUUGCCACAAAUACAAUAUCUCAAAUAUUCUCAAUUAAACAAUUAAAGCAUCCAUAAUGUAUAUAUUGAUUAAUAAAAUGCAUCAGAAUAAUAAAUAGUUCAUAUACAAGCUACAAAACAAAGACCAGUUAUAGACAUAUAGCAGUAAAUGCAUUUACUAUGUGCUCUAUAGUAUAAUACACAGCACAUAUACAGUAUAUGCAAUAACUCAACCUGCUCUAUAAUCUAAUACACUGCAAAUAUAGUGAGGUUAAACCAAACAACACACAAUGAUAUAAAACAAUACAGCACCACAACUAUCACAGGAAUCGACCAAGUAUCACAGUCAAAUAUAAUUACCAGCAGAGUGUAGAUCUGUAUAUUGAAGUCUCCCCGGGAGCUCUGCUUGGUAGUCACUCGUUGAAGUUCCUACCAGAACUGUUCUGUCUCUAGCCAUUUUGGGCCUACAUUUAUACAGCUUUUUCUCUUUGAAGUUGUUCCCUCCAUUUACCCAUAUCUUCCCUCCAUCUACCUAAAUUAUCUUAGGGUCAUGUGAUGGGUUUGGGAGGAUCAAAAGCUCAACAAUAAAUUCCUUAUUUCUUGUUUGAUGUAAGUGGUUCACAAUAGAAGUAAACAGCUAUUUGAUAUUUAAAUAUAAGUUGGGAAAACUCAUUAACACCCUAUUGAUAACACGAAACUCAGGAUGAACAAACUGGUCCAAUAUCCUGUUCUAAGGUAUGCUUUGUUAACAGUAAGACAAAAGGCCUUUGAUUUUGGAAUUGAUAACCCCAACUGUCCCAUCUACAUUAACAGUUAGACCAAAGACUGUCCUGGAAAUUACACCACAUUGUUUUUCCUGAUUUACAUGGCACUUGUAACAUCUCCUUUUGCUAUUAAAGGUCAAUCAUACAGAUCUACAUUCUAUUUCUUACAUUUGAUUUACCUUCUAAUUUGAUUUAUAUUCUACUAUUUCUUACAUUUAAUUAAUCAUUUCUUACAAAAGUAUCCUUUUAAAUAUCCUCUAAAUCUGAUAUUCCCAAGAUAGUUUGAUGUUGAUUAUUUCUCAGUGGGCAAAUAAUUGUCGAUAACAAUGGCCUACCACAGAGUGGUUCUGUUAAGUCUGUCAGCACAGUUCAAGUUAUCAAUGUUAUCCAGUGUUAUAUGCAGUAGACCGUUAUCUAGGUAUCUUAAUAAACUGUAAUCAAUGCAAAGCUUAGAUCGCAAGCUUGUUUGAGCAGAACCUUCUUUAUCUCUUGUAUUUGUUAAUAUUUUGUAUGUCCGUUAUCCUUAUUAUAUUCUUGUAAAAUGCUGCAGAAUUUGUUUAAAGAAAAAAAGCUGUAAGCACAGAGGAUAUAUGUUGUGGUGUAUCUAGUCAUUGUUUUUUGUUGUUGUUUUUGUUUCUAGUGUGUUUGAGGUGAAAGGCAUUCCCUAUGGAAACUACAGCCAGCAUGUAUGCCAAGAGAAGCAUAGCCCUGACAGCGCAUGCUCUGUGGAUUACAGUUGCAGCCAGCUUUCUAGCCCCGAGCACCCUAAUGAAGGUCAGACUAUGCCAAGUUAUUCCUUUGGUUGAACACUGUCAAGAAAAAAAGAUUUUCUUUUUCUGAAAAUUAAUGUUUUAUAUUUUCCAUAUUAUCCAUUACUAGUAAGUUUUUGGACUCAUUAUAGUUAAAGGGACACUCCAAAUCCCUGGGCAUCUUCUUUGCAUAUCAAAGCGACACUCCAGGCACCCAGACCACUUCUGCCCAUUGGAGUGGUCUGGGUGCCAACUCCCACUACCCUUAACCCUGCAACUGUAAAUAUUGCAGUUUUCAUUAACUGCAAUAUUUACAUUGCAGGGUUAACUCCUCCUCUAGUGGCUGUCUACUAUACAGCCACUAGAGGGCACUUCCUGGUCUAUAGCACAGGACGUGAGGGCCUCCAGUGUCGCUAAAAUUCCCAUAGGAAAGCAUUGAAGACAUUUUCAAUGCUUUCCUAUGGGGAGGUCUAAUGCGCGUGCGUGGCAUUGCCGCACAUGCGCAUUAGGUCUCAUCCCGCCGGCAGCCGCGCAUGCGCAAUGGGUCUCCCCCAACGGCUGACGUCGGCGGGGAAGGAGCGUGGGCGGACCCUAAACCACCGCUGAGGGACAUUGGCGGUGGUCUCAGGUAAGACACUGAAGGGGUUUUCACCCCUUCAGCAAUAUGGGAUGGGGGGUGGGAGGGAGAAGGUACCUGCAGUGCCAGGAACGAUUUGUUUUUCUGGCACUGGAGUGUCCCUUUAAAGCAACACUCUCAAGCACCAUAACUACUACACCUCACUGUUGUGGUUAAUGUGGCAGGAGAUCCCUGGUGCGCCCUCAUUGUUAAUAGUCAACUAAUUGACUUUUUACAUGGGUUCUGCCGGCUGCUGCCACCCCACUUCCAGUACUAGAACCAGAAGUUCCUUAGGAGGUGCUUUUGUUUGUUCUCCUGAUCUAAGCCCUGCAUGUGUAGCUCAUUGGUUCAAAGUGAUCAGCUGUUAAACUAAGCCAGCAAGCUGCCUCAUGAAAGCAAUUGAAAGUUCUGGUUAUCCCAGGUAAGCAGUCAGUUUGUUAAAAAAAACUGUUUAAUACUUACAAUGGUGGGGGGGGAACACUUCGGCACCAUAACCACUACAGAGAACAUUUCAUUUCUGGACUUCCCUUUUAGGUGGGGUUAGUCUGUUAAACUUGCAAUUUGGCAGAUUGAUUUACUGGGCAAGUGUCGCUUUGGAGAAGAUGAGCAGCCCUUUACUGUAGAAUACCCCAAUUAUAGCAUUCCAUGUACAAAAAAAACCAAACCUAUGUUAUUUAAUAGAGGGCUUAUUUGAGAUUUUCCUAUUUUUUUCAUCAUUUCUUUCUGCCAAAUGUAUUUGCAAUAUUUUUCUGAAAUUACGAUGGGUCUUUCUAAUGUAAAAACACAGAUUUUGUAUUCUGUUACAUCUAUUCACAAAUGUUUUGAAUGAUACCUCAUUUGCACAAGUAAACCCCGGGCUUUCUGGUAGUUUGUCUUUUUGCCAAAAAGUUAAUUUUUUAUUGCUCAAUUUCCGCACACACACCUAACCUGGAGUUCACUUCUAUUUUUUUUGAGAUUUGAUCUAAUUUUCAUUUGCUUCUAACUUGCAUUCCACUAUAUACUAACACUUCACUGACGUUUGUCAAAUGUCAAUUAAUUAAUCUCCAUCAUUUGACAAGUGUAUGAUAUAUGUGUGAAACCCUUGUGACAACCCCAUGCUGAAAACACUGGGAAAAAGAUCUUUGUUGAACAUGUGAGCAUUUAUCUUCUAAAAGUAUUUUACACUUCUCUAUUCCUCUCUGUAUAUGGAUAUUCUUUUGAUUAGAUUCAGAAAUCACAGAGCCACUGAGUGUAGAUGGAAACUCCUCAGAUAUGGAAGAGCAGGUGGAGGCUGAGGAGCUGGAAACAAACAGUCUUGUGUCAGAGGGGGAUGUUCUACUUAAUCCAGAGCAAGAGACCUUCCUUGACCAGCAUUUUGGGACUUUGUCUGCCCGCAAUGUUUCAGGUUUGUACCUUGUACUUUUCUACUGGUUUGUGUUGUUUAGCUUGAAACUUUUUCAUGAUUUAGGCAUCAGCACUAAAGGAUAA